CUCUUCUUUACCUUUUCAACCCACUCUGCCCCUUCACGAGUCCCUUUUCAUCUCAAUACUCUUGUAAUACCAUUUCACCAAAAAAACAAAUCCAUUCAAGAUGUCUGAAGCACCAAAGCCCGUCGAGACUCCUGUAGUCGCCCCUGAAGUCACUGCUGCAGCUCCCGCUACAGCUCCCAAGGUCGAGGAGACCCCAAAGCCAGCAGAGGAGACAGUUGCGCCAGUCGUUGAGGCCCCUGCUUCCACCGAGGCCCCAAAGGUCGAGGAGGCUGAAGUUGCUGCUCCAGCAAAGGAGGAGGUUAAGCCAGUCGAGGAGGGCGUUCUUGGGUACAAGGGCCCAGGUCUUCUCAAGUAAGUCACACCAACUCCUGAGCACCAUCACCACAUGUUUUUUCGAACGGGAAACAUAUUCAUAAACCCCCCCUUUUCUAAAGUGGGCUUUUGCCAAAGCAUUUUUGGUGCAUGGCAGACUUUUCAUACUUCCCCGCCUCGACUUUCCAGAUUAAGAUCUGUGGCUAACAUACAUUCACCAGGGGUCUUAUUUUCCAAAAGAAGUUUUUCUUCUUCCGUACCGACGCUGUUGAGACCAAGGCUUUGUCAAGCUACCUCCGUGGCGAGAAGGAUGCCGCAUCCGCCAACCACAACGCCGCCUGGGCUGCACACACCGGAAAGGGUCUCUUGUUCUUCAGCAAGAAGGCCACUGAUAAGGCCAGCCCAGCUGGUCUUUUCAACUUGGUGAGUUUCACAGUCUAAAACAUCAUCUGAAUCAUACUAAUACUGUACAGGCCGAUGUCGCAGAUUUGACUGAGGAAGGCACCGUUGAAUUCCACUUCGUCUCUGGAGGACACAAGCACACUUUCCAGACCACCACCUUGGCUGAGCGUGAUAACUGGGUUGCCGUCUUGAAGACCAAGAUUGAGGAGGCCAAAUCCUCUGUCGAGUCUGUCAAGGAGACCGAGGAAUACAAGACUGCUCUCGCCGCGUUGGCCAAGCCAGUUGUCGCACCAGUUGCCGCCAAGAAGGUUGAGGAGCCAAAGAAGACUGAGGAGGCUACUCAACCCCCAGAGAUCGUUGAGCCAGUUGUCCCAGCUACCUCUGCUGAGGAAGGUAAGGAAGAGAAGAAGGAUGUCAAGGAGAAGGCACGCAAAUCUCGCUCUGCCUCCCGCAAGCGUACAUCCAUCUUUGGAGGUAUUGGAUUUGGUGCAAAGAAAGAGGAGGCUGCCGCUCCAGCAACAGAGGAGACUGCUGCCCCCGCCGUUGAGCCAACACCAGCAACUGAGGAAACACCAGCCGUUAGUGAGCCAGUCGUUCCAGCUGCUACCGAAGAACCAGCAGCCGCCACUGAGACUCCAGUCAAGCCAACUCCAUCCAAGCGCAACAGCAUCUUUGGAACCCUCAAGUCUCAAUUCUCUCAAAACAAGGAGAAGAAGACUGAGACCCCAGCUCCAGCAAAGGAAGAGACCGAGGCAGUAAGCGAGAAUGCUCCAGUCAUUCCACAAGUCGAAUCCACCGAGCCUCUUGCUGCUGCUGAGCCUAUUGCUGAGCCAGCUACUGAGACUCCUGCCACCAACGGCGAGGCCAAGACUGAUAUCCCAGUUAUUAAGAGUGAUAAGCGCAAGUCUUCCCUCCCAUGGUUGUCCAAGAAGGAGAAGCCAACCAGCGAGGAUGAGGCCGAGAAGCCAAAGUCCCCAUUCGCUAAGCUUCGAGCUACCGUCAAGGGCAAGUCCUCCCCAAAGGCUGCCGAGAAGGUUGAGAAGGCCCAAGAGACCAAGGAGGAGGAGGCUGCACCAGCUGCCCCAGUUGUUGAAGAGCCAGCCAACACCACCACUCAAGCACCAACUGUCCCAGCCACCACUCAAGUUACCGCUUCCGCAUAA
This is a messenger RNA of Hymenoscyphus albidus, 1877 nucleotides long. NCBI's taxonomy places the organism in Eukaryota, Fungi, Ascomycota, Leotiomycetes, Helotiales, Helotiaceae. The record is from the annotation of a GenBank genome assembly.